AUGAGUGCGAGUCUGGUGCAGAACACAGCCACAAGCCCGAAUCAAUAUCCAACGGCCGCCCAGAAGAAGACCUACGCCGUGGCUCUCUUCGACCUUCAGACCUACGACCCCAAUGACCUUCAGUUUAAGGAGGGCGACCUGCUAGUCGUCUACGACACCACCGGCGACUGGUGGAAGGGUUUCAAUCCCAGAACAGGCAAAAAGGGCUUCAUUCCCUUCAACUACGUAAAUGACAGGAAGGGUACCUCUCACAUCCUUGAUGCCAUCCAUGAAAUUGACAGGGAGCAGGCCAUCAAAAAGCUUCUUGCAACUGCGGCUAACUGGGAUGAAAAUUUUAUCCUCAGGCCUAGAGCUGGUGAGUUGUUUUGCGGCCAUAUUAAUGUCCUCGGUACUGUCAGAGCUUUAGUCUGCGCAGCUCUGAAGCCCUGGCGAGGUAGGCGCAAAGCUGCGUCCUUAUGAAAAUUUCUACUGAGGGUGCAGGUGUCUCAAUGGGGAAUGCCGCUGUCAUUCAGGCCCCAGAACCCGUUGGCUGACAACGCGUCCAGUGACAGAUGGCAUACUGUUGUGUUGAAUUCGAGCACGCCCCUUCAUGGUACAUCAGAGUGCGCUUUACGUUUCAGCCGUCGGUUUCAACGAUGUCCACCGUAUACCCAACAGCAGGGCGGACGCUGGAACGGUUUAUAGUGAUAGUCGGCUUGCACCGUAUCUACCGCACAGGCUCUCUUUUCCUUCCACCACUGUCCCGUUUCAUGACAGAGUCAGAAAAACCGGAUGCGGGGGAGGACGCGGGUGGCUGGUGCGGCGUGAACUUGCACCUUGGAGUGCCGCCACAGCCCCGGUCUGCAUACGAACGACUAGGAUUUUUCACAAAAGGAAGGUAGAGCGGCUCGGAUGCUAACUAACAGAGAGUGUCACAUUAGGGAGGAGCCGUUGCAGUCUGACUCUCAGUCUACCAGUCGGCGGCUCCACGCAAACACACAUAUUGGGCUGAAUGUGAGGUCUGGCAACCUUUCAGGCCACACCCUUUACCGCACUGUGAUAGGCUCAAACGCGUGCACUUGUUUAGGGUAAGAAAACUGCGCUGAGGGUCGACCUCGAUCGCUCUUCCCUUGCUCGUGAACCAGUCGAUUGUCCCAGCCGGACAGCCAACUGAUAUUAGGAUUGGGAGAUGUGAGUGACAGAGCUAGGAACAGCCCGUCUUCACGCACCACACAUGCGACCAGCCUCCACUCGACUUUCACACAAGGAAGUGGGCGACUGAGAUUUCAUGCAUGUCAAAGUGCCAUAGAAGCCACAUUAAGGAGGAGCCAUCGUAAUCUGACUCUGAGUCCACCAACUGGCUGCCCAACUCAAACACACAUUGGGCUGGCUGCGAGGUCCGGGUUAUCUGCAAGCACUCCAAGCCACCGCUUCUAGCGCACCCUCUAUAGGCUCAAGGGCGUCAGAUUGUUUGUAGUGAGAGAAUUGCGCCGAUGGUCGGCCUUAUUUUCUAUUACUCUCCUCCCAAUCCUGUAAAUGGCGUCCACAAGCAAAGUUAACAUGUAGCAGCUUGAACGGUAAACACAUAGCGGCAUGCAUGAUUAAAAGACCUAUUUCCAGCCAUUUCAGUAACGGAAACUUUCAGUACAAUUCAAUGUCAAAAAGACGCAGUUCUAGAAUUGAAAGAAAGCGCCUGUUUCGUCAACGGAAAGUGGUCAUUUCUCCAAGUCUUCCUCCGGAUCUUUGAGUGAGAUUUUUUCAUACGAUGAAGGUAAACUUGAUCAAAAGACAUUUAAGUGCGAUAUGACUUGCAGACCCAUGAGCUAAACUGGGUACUAGGAUUAAAAAUCCUUUGUAGACACUGACUCACUUGAGGUUUAGAUCAAUAAUACAGGGGAAACCAAGUUCAAGACUGUCUCUUAAUGGGCUCAAAGCGCUUGCACUUCAAAAAUAGAAAACAUUUCUGUUUUGAAGAACUUCAAUCAUGUUUAGAUAAAACAGUCUAUAAAGAAUGCCUCUAAAACACACGUCUUACUUACAUCCAGACAGAAUCAGGCUUUCCCGGUAGAAAUGUCGAUAGGAGUAUAACUGGCAGAGUCAGGAAUAACAACGGUAGCAGGAAUGGUUAUAACAACGAAAACUAGCAAUCCCAUGGUGGUAUUUCUAUCAGAAUUUUAUAAUUCAGUCGAUCUAAUUAUGAAAAUGUCUCAGUCGAACCAAUGAAAACAAAGGCAGGACCUUAACAGUGAAUUUAACUAUAUUUGAGUGAAGUUACCCGUCCAAUCUCCUGUAAGGUAUGGAACCCUCCUAUUCUGGUGCAGUAACUUAACUGUCAAAGCAGAAUUUCCUGAAAAAUCAAUAAAAAUGCACUAGGCGGCUAUCUGAUACACAAAUGGUGUUUUUAGCGGAUUUGACUAAUUCAUGAGACUCUGCUGGAUUCAAGGCUGAUUUCAGUUAUAGUAGGUUUUUAAAAAAGUCAAGACCUUAGAGCAGGACCUCGUGUCCAAGUUGGUUAGGACGUUGACUGUACUCAAGCUACCGUGGAUUCGAAUCCUCCCUUGACUGCCGAGUUUUUCACAAUUCAGUCAAAUGAAUUUUUCAAAUCUGCCAAGGAGCACCGAUUAAUUAAGUGGACCUGGUAGUCAUCCAGUGCACACUAGAUUAAUUUUUCGGCGAAUCCUGCUUCGACAGUCAGCUUAUUGUACCAAAUUUGGUGAAUUAUAUAUGUUGCAGUUGGCUGGACGGGUUACUUGACUCAAAUGUGCUUAAAUUCAUGACUCCCAGACGGGGCCCCCGUAGCUCAGAAGGUGAGAGCGUUGGCUGUACUCAGGCCUUGUCCUUGCUGUCGCGGUUCGGAUCUCACCGAGGCCGAGUGGAUUUCAUAACUGCCUCUAAUGAGUCCUUUGUAUCAAUAAUAAUCAUAUUAGUAGUAAUAGUAGUAGCAGUAGUAGUAGUAGUAGUAAUAGUAGUGGUGAUAGUAGUAGUAGUAGUAGUAGUAGUAGUAAUAAUAGCUGUAGUAGUAGCAGUAGUAGGAGUAGUAGUAGUAGUAGUAGUAGUAGUAUUAGUAGUAGCAGUAGUAGUAGUAGAAGAAGUAGUAACAGUAGUAGCAGUAGUGGUACUAGAAAAAUCCAAUAUAGUGAGAAGUCCCAGUCGUCAGGAGAUAUACAGAACAUGGCACCAAUAAUAGUAGUAAUGAAUGGGAUGGAAAAAAAACACUGUUAAACGGCAUCAAAUCUGCAAAUUGUCCUUCAUACCCUUUCUUUUUUCAAGACUUUCAUCUGUUUGCGUCUUGUCAGGUGACGAAACCUUCGCCCUCUCCGUCCGUCUCUACUCCCAGGAAGGCGUCAAAGUGAAACACUACAAACUUUCCUUCGACACAAGCAUGGGCCAGUGCUACCUGCGAGACGAUAGUCGUUUCCUCACCGUCCAAGAACUCAUCACCUACUAUCAACGUUAGUUUUCAAUCCGUGGGCGAGAAAGCACACUUUUUUCUAUAUCCUCAUGCAAUGCCUACAACAUAAGUCCUGCUAGGGUAGACCAUUUAUUUAGAAAAAAUCUUUUUAAAUCAGCGUAGAUUAGUUACAAAGGGUUUGGAUCAAACAGUCAGAGUUGAUGUGGUUAUCAUUUAAACGGGUCAGACUCAUUGCAGCAAACAGAAGGAAAGAAUAGUCGAUGCCCGUUAUCUCUGCGACCUGUUUAGUAGCAUGGCUAUCCGAAGGUAUUUAUAAGUCGCUGCCAGAGGAGCUUACACCAACAUCAUCAACGAUAUGGCAUUCCAUGCCAUACAGUAAGGACAUUUCAGAAGCGAUUAAACGUAUUGCUGAGGAACUAGGUUUUGGAAUUGCGUACGACCUAAAGCCACUAAGACCGGUCAAAGCCCCAGGAGCAAUGUGGCGCGGUGUGUCGCAUCCCGUGCCAAAACUAUGCUUGUAACUGCACAGGCCAAACAGUACGCAUGCUCAGAUCGCGCAUGCUCGAACAUAAGCUGGUUGUGCUACGGGUCAACGAAUUAUCACAAGUGGCUCUCCACACCAACGAAAUGGGUCAUAAGUUUAACAUCACAGCAACAAAGGUAAUCGUCGACGCCGGGAAUAAGACUAUCUGAGAAUUGCUUGAACUUGGGCUUCGGACAAAAAUGCAGUCAAUCGAUUUUUCUAUCUGGGGCCGGCGUACAGAGUUCUGCGCAACCAUCCCCGUCUUGCGCCACCGUAGCAUGAUUGUUUAACGCGCCCUACCGUUGUCGCUUGCUCACUGGUUGUUGCUAUUUUUCACCGUGGACUCCUGCACGAGGUCGAAUGUUCAGAACAAUAAAAAAAACAUUUCUGUGCUCGACCAGCCUUCUUCUUCAAUAAAACCAUUUUCAGUUGUCCGAGCACAAAUUGAGGGCUAUCAACCCUAUUCGAGCAGAUGGCAGAAAUAAUCUAGGCAAACUAAAACAAAAACUGUCAGUCCGUAAUCAAGCACGCAUAAAUUCGCGCAGCAUGGUUUCUCGCAUAUUGUCGGUCACUGAUGGGAGUUUGGCAAAUCCACUGUAAUUUCCUGGGAGACAUGAUCAACUUGACUUCAUGGUGGGCCCACAUCGACUGUUCACCAACUCUUUGCGUUGCUUAACUAUAGCGGCCUGACCAGUUACUCCUUCCAUCACAGCUUUUAUUCAAAUAUCUCAGACUUUCUCUUUUGGCAUGAUAAAAUAGCGCACAUUCUCGCAACGCCGCAUAGACAGGCGAAAGACUUAUUUUCGGUCGCCAUCAGCCUCCCUACAGGCGGAGAAGAUCUGCGGACUGGUCCAGUUGGUGGCUAAGGCAGACGCUCGACCACUACAGUUAAUGGUUCACAGUCCGUUGGUCGCGAUGAGAAGCACGCAGUCAUAUGUGAGUGUGUUCACCAGUCCGGCUUGACUAAUAAACGGAGUUCAAACGUGACGUUUUGCUCUGGAGCGCCGAUCCGAAGGCCUCACAGACGAAGGCAUAGUUUAAGGACGAAAGCCGACAGUCGCAAACGACAGCCUCAACUGUGUGCACCAUCAAAUGGGUGCGGUGCCGAUGAGGCACGUAUGUGAGGUGGACUUGCACUGCGCCUGAUGCACUCUCUCCUCCUUAGCCCAGUUUGCAGGGAUGACAAGAGGGUCUUUGGUGGGCGCAGGGUCAGUGGAUGGCCGAGCUAAACAGUCCCUCUACACGUACUGCACACGAGCUCGUCGCCGUGGGAAUGGGCUGCCAAUGCCGACCUCUCUCUCUCACGCACCAGUCGUCUCCCCGGGUUUGUCAGCCAGAUUGUGGUGGGAUUGGACACGGUGACUGACGGGUCGUUACGUCAAGGACGCGCACGCAGCUGGACAAACACGCACUGUGAGCCAAUUCGACCCUCUUUCCGUUCAGCGCAUCUACAGCGAAGGUCGUUUCGGCGCCAAGAAUAGCACCGAUAGCGUAAACUAGGACAACUGGAAUGUGUACUUCUAGUUAUAUCGCUUCUCGUAUGCUGGUUGUCCCUCGCAAUGCUACCGACGAGGAAUUUUCAAGGCCGGGAAGCCAAGGCAUGACACAGUCCCUUUGCAUGCCUUUCUACAAUCAAUACAGAUUGGCGAACGCCGCGUAUGUGCCUUUAGUGAAGUUACUCGGUGAGAAUCCUAGACAAAGACAACGUGAACAAUUUUAUGGAGGGGAGAAAAUUGCAGCGUGAUAUAAGUGUACAUAAGGGUAUAUUUUAGCGGAACGGGUUUUCAUGCACCCUACAAAUGAUCUAAAGGAGGUCAAAGAGCAAGUGUAAUUUACAAUACCUUUCGGACAGCCUAAUUGUAUGCGCCCUGCUUAAAACGGCAGCCAUGCCUCAACUAAGACUGGAAAGAUUUUAAUUUGACCCUCUCCUCCUCCUUCCGUUUCAGAACAUGAAAUAGAGGACAACUGUCAUCUGCGCAAGCCCGUUCGUUGA
Spirometra erinaceieuropaei is the source of this 5907-nucleotide messenger RNA. NCBI's taxonomy places the organism in Eukaryota, Metazoa, Platyhelminthes, Cestoda, Diphyllobothriidea, Diphyllobothriidae. The record is from the annotation of a GenBank genome assembly.